Penicillium coprophilum is the source of this 1497-nucleotide messenger RNA. RefSeq lists its product as uncharacterized. NCBI's taxonomy places the organism in Eukaryota, Fungi, Ascomycota, Eurotiomycetes, Eurotiales, Aspergillaceae. The record is from RefSeq and is a predicted model, not a curated record. Gene Ontology annotation, biological process: transmembrane transport. Gene Ontology annotation, cellular component: membrane. The transcript has 9 exons. Gene Ontology annotation, molecular function: transmembrane transporter activity. The coding region runs from base 1 to 1497 and encodes 498 amino acids.
AUGUCUGAUCCGAAGCAGAAGGCUGGGAGACUGUCUCCAUUGGGUCUUAUCAAAGAGGUUUUCAACUGGUACCCAUCCUCUUAUCCUGUUGAGGAGAGAAAGCUAUUGUUCAAGUUGGACUUGUCAAUUCUGAUAUUUGCCUGUCUCUGCUCUGAUGUCCCCAUUUAUUGCCGCUCAACUCAGUGCCAAUAUAUCGCAGACCAGACAAAUAUCAGCAACGCGUAUGUUAGUGGUCUGAAAGAAGACUUCGGUUUGUACGGAAACGAGCUGAACUACUUCAAUGUCUGCUACUAUACAGCAUAUGUACUGUUCCAAAUCCCUGGACUGCUGCUCAUGUCACGCCCGAAGUUGGCUCGCUGGUUGUUGCCUACUCUUGAAAUUCUUUGGGGUAUUUGCACAUUUGCCCAAAGUCGUGUCACAAACGUACACCAGAUCUAUGCCCUUCGUUUCUUGGUUGGAAUGCUAGAAGCACCCGUCUUUGCUGGAACCCAUUUUGUUCUUGGUUCAUGGUACACGGGGCCCGAACUUUUUAAACGAGCCGGAACGUGGUUUAUCUGUAAUCCACUCGGUACUAUGGUGAGUGGGUAUCUACAGGCAGCCGCAUAUACCAACCUAUCUGGUGUUGGGGGUAUGUCAGGAUGGAGGUGGCUGUUCAUAAUUGACGGCAUAUUUACCAUACCCGUGGCCUUGAUUGGAUUCCUUAUAUUUCCCGGUAUCCCGGGCUCACCCAAGCCAUUCUAUCUGACGGAUCGCAAUAUUGCAUUGGCCAAGGAGAGAACUGAAAGAGCCAAAAUUCGUCAGCCUGGCAAGAUGAGUAUCGAUGUCUUCAAGAGGACGUUCAAAAGAUGGCACAUCUGGAUGUUUAUCACCUGCUACGCAUGUAUGAUCAUCUGUUGCUAUCCCAUCAGCUAUAUGGGUUUGUGGCUUAAAGCAGAGGGGUACUCCGUAACUCAAAUCAACCAGCUGCCGACUGUCACUUACGCGAUUAACAUCGUGGCCUCAUGGCUCGGGUCAACAUUAGCUGCAAUCUAUCCGGAAUGGAUCAUUUUUACUAUUGCAUCGGCAUGUUGUUUAUUCUCGACAUUAUGUUUGAUCAUAUGGAACAUCCCUACAGCGCUGAAAUUUGUUGCCUGGUACACUUUUGGAGCAUCAGGAUGUUUGAGUCCAAUUCUCUACUCCACCAUCAAUAUAAUAGUGAGGGACGAUGCAGAGGAGCGUGCCCUCAUCAUGGGUUCCAUGAUGUCAUUUGGCUAUUCAUUCAAUAUUUGGGUCCCGUUGUUGGCAUACCCAACCGCCGGCCCCGACGGCGCGCCGAGAUGGCGAAAGGGAUGGCCAAUAUCGUUCGUCUUCUUCUUCCUCCUAUGGGCUGGCUUCGUGGCUUCUGUUUUCGUAUGGCGAAGGGAGCAAAAGAAGGAAGCAUUGGUGUCACCGCAGGAAAGUAGUGAUGAGGAAACGGACACUGUGGUAGUUGACACGACCUCGGUAUUGAAGAACUGA